UCCAUUUCAGUGGGCCUUCGACACCGCCACUGGAUAGUUCUGGAGAUUUAUACGAAUCUCAUAAUCUUCAAAGUUUCAAUUUGACUUCUCCAUCACACACACACACACACACACAAUUCACGUUACUUCUCAAGAACAAGAACAAGAACAAGAAGAGACUUAUACAUUACAGACGGGUCUGAUCUGGUUUUCUCAAGUUCGGGUUUGAUCCAAUUGAGAUUCGGAUCUGAAGAUCCGAAUUAUUCAGACGGAUCAACUGAAGAAGAAGAAAGAAUAAAAAAUGAAUCUUGAGAAUGUUUUGGGAUUGACCAGCUUUGAGUAUUGGUUUAACUGGAGAGUGUUGCUUUGUGCGAUAUGGGUAAUAACUCCAAUGAUUGUUUCUUUAUUCGUGUUAUGGAAGUACGAAGAUAGUUCAGUACAAACUCAACCACCAGUCAAUGGUGAUGAUGUUCUGUGCAUUGAUGAUGCUUGGAGACCUUGUUUUAAGCAAAUCCAUCCGGGUUGGUUGUUGGGUUUCCGGGUUCUUGGGUUUUGCUUUCUUCUUGUUAACAACAUUGUCCGUCUUGUUAAUCGUGGAUGGCGUAUUUACUACUACUACACUCAGUGGACAUUCACGUUGAUAGCAAUCUACUUUGGGAUAGGAUCAUUGCUUUCAGUUUAUGGAUGUUUUCAAUACAAGAAGCAACGGAACAUGGUUGAUCAAGUAGGAAAUGAUGCAGAGAUUGGGUUUCGUUCGCCUCUUAUUAAUGCGGACAAAAUGGUUUCGUUCGAGAAGAGUGAAAGUUCUGAUUCAAAGGCACUAAAGUCAUGUGUCCAUCUUUUCCAGAUUAUGUAUCAGAUGGGCGCUGGAGCAGCUGUGCUUACAGACAGUAUAUAUUGGACUGUGAUUUUCCCGUUUCUGUCUUUACAAGACUACGAGAUGAGUUUCAUGACUGUGAAUUUGCACACGAGCAACCUCGUUUUGCUGCUUAUCGACACAUCUCUUAACCGUCUGAAAUUUCCCUUGUUCAGGUUCGGUUACUUCAUCUUGUGGACAGGAAGUUUCGUCCUUUUCCAAUGGCUUCUCCAUGUUUUUAUCUCCGUAGGGUGGCCAUAUCCAUUUCUCAACUUGUCAUUAGACAUGGCUCCAGUGUGGUAUUUGUUGGUAGCACUCCUGCAUCUUCCUUCUUAUGGCGUCUAUGCGUUAAUCGUAAAAAUCAAAUAUAUACUCAUUACCUGAAGUGACUUCAAAUUCAAGAGUCUUUGCCUCGUAAGAGUCAACUCCUCACUUCAUUUCAAGGGUUAAAUCAAAAGAAAGAAACAGAAAUUUUUACCCUAUAUGUCUUUAAGAACUUCAGAACAGACCAAUGUAAUCACCACAGUUUUUCAGAACAUUCCCAAUCUUUUUUGUCGAUAAAUAAAAUUCUUUAUUGCCGAUUCAAGUA
Messenger RNA from Capsella rubella, 1424 nucleotides. RefSeq lists its product as uncharacterized. Gene Ontology annotation, cellular component: membrane. The transcript is spliced from 9 exons. Lineage: Eukaryota; Viridiplantae; Streptophyta; Magnoliopsida; Brassicales; Brassicaceae. The coding region runs from base 281 to 1219 and encodes 312 amino acids. The record is from RefSeq and is a predicted model, not a curated record.